AACAUGUUUGGAAAUGAGAACAAAUGGCACAAAGCUUACGAUUGCACUUUGCAGCCAGAAGAAGUAAUACUUAUCCUUUGUCGGAAACCUCCGGAGAUGAUUUGGAUAGCAGUGUUCCCAUGUACUUCAAAAGACCAACACGGAUUUCAACGUCUAACGUUGUUCAAAUGAAGCUGACUCCCAGACAGACUGUACUACCUCCGUUAAUAAAGGAAAACGUUAAGUCUCAGGAGAGAUCAUCUGCUCCUUCACCUGAAAAUGUUAAUAAAAAGAGCAGCUGUCUACAGAUUUCACUACAGCCGACAAGGUACAGUAGAUGUCUUCAGUCUAGCAGUGUGGUAGCUGAUGGUGAUGUUGCUUCCUUUACCUGUGUCCUGAAGGACGGCAUUUACAGCAGUGCUGUGGUUGAUAACGAACUGAAUGCUGUGAGUGAUGGCAACCUUUUUAGCAGCUCUGCCAUUUGCAGUGGUAACCUUAGUAACUUUUCGACCAGUGAGCACGGGUCUUACAACAGCAACGGUAGUGAUUAUGGGUCGUGCACAAGUAUCGCGAGUGGAGGUUCUUACACCAACAGUAUCACCAGUGACAGCAGUGGUUAUACUUUUCCACCUGCUGACGAUACCUUUUUUGGUAGAAAUGUAUAUUCUGACAGUACCUCGAAUAGAAGUGUGCCCAACAGGAAUACUACUCCAUGUGAAAUUUUUUCAAGAAGUUCGAGUACAAUUCCUUUUGUCCAGGAUGACUUGGAACAUGGACUAGGGAUUAUGAAGUUGCCAGUGAGUGGGAACUCGAAAAUUCCACUGAAACGUUGUUCAUCCUUAGUCAUUUUUCCUAGGAGUCCUUCAAACACCCCACCAACUUCUCCAACAAGUACAGGUACUCUUCCAAGCAAAGGAUCCUAUCAAACCUCACACCAGUUUAUUAUUUCUCCCAAUGAAACUGCCCACAAUGAGGACGGUACCAGUGCGAAGGGAUUUCUUUCAACAGCUGUCAAUGGACUCCGGUUAUCUAAAACAAUCUGUGCUCCUGGAGAAGUAAGAGAUAUUCGGCCACUUCACAGGAAGGGCUCAUCACAAAAGAAAAUUGUUAUUGCAAAUAAUAGUUCAAAUCAGACUACCUUUGAAAAGUCCUCUGAAGGAUAUUCUUGUGUUUCAGUGCAUUUCACCCAACAAAAAACUUCGUUAGAUUGUGAAGCAGCAAAUGGUGAUCGUAAACCAGAGAUGUCAUAUGUUAAGCUUAAUUCUGAUUCAGAGUAUAUUAAGCCUGUGCAUAGGACACCUUCAUCCUCCCAAAAUAUAGAUUAUCAAAUAAACACCAGUGGACAGUUGGAAAGACCAAAUUUACAGAUAAACAAAAGCCACGCUAUUUUGCAAAGAAGUAUUUCAUUGGGAGGAACUUACCCAAACGUUUCCUGUUUGUCCAGCCUUAAGCACAAUUGUUCUAAAGGGGGACCACCUCAAUUACUCAUCAAGUUUGCAUCUGGAAAGGAAGGUAAAGUUGCUAAUUUACCAAGAGACAGCAACAGAGAUUUCACAAAUGAACUGUCUGAUUCUUCAAAGCAUUCUUGUAAGACAAGAGAUGAUUUCCUAGGUCAAGUGGAUGUUCCUCUUUACCCAUUACCGACAGAAAAUCCAAGAAUGGAGAGACCAUAUACAUUUAAGGAUUUUGUUCUUCACCCAAGAAGUCACAAAUCAAGAGUUAAAGGCUAUCUGAGAUUAAAAAUGACGUAUCUACCUAAAAGCAGUGGCUCAGAAGAAGAUAAUGCAGAACAGGCUGAGGAAUUAGAGCCUGGCUGGGUUGUUUUGGACCAACCAGAUGCUGCUUGCCAUUUGCAGCAGCAACAAGAACCUUCUCCUCUACCUCCGGGAUGGGAAGAGAGACAGGAUGUUCUUGGAAGGACCUACUAUGUAAACCAUGAAUCUAGACGAACACAGUGGAAAAGACCAACCCUUCAGGACAACCUAACAGAUGCCGAGGAUGGUAACAUUCAGCUGCAAGCACAGCGUGCAUUUACCACCAGGCGGCAGAUAUCCGAGGAAACGGAAAGUGUGGACAACCGAGAGUCGUCCGAGAACUGGGAAAUUAUAAGAGAAGAUGAAGGUAUCAUGUAUAGCAAUCAGGCCUUAUCACCUCUACCAUCAAAUAACUUGGAUGUCCAGAUUCAGCUUGCAGAAGAAUUGAAUGCCUUACUUGCUAUUUCUGGAAAUUCAGCCACUGGACAGCCAGUAUCCAGCUCAAAUCAUUCCAGCAGAAGAGGCAGCUUACAAGCCUAUACUUUUGAGGAACAGCCUACACUUCCUGUGCUUUUGCCUACUUCAUCUGGACUACCACCAGGUUGGGAAGAAAAACAGGAUGAAAGAGGAAGACUGUAUUAUGUAGAUCACAAUUCCAGAACCACCACGUGGACAAAGCCCACUGUACAGGCCACAGUGGAGACCAGUCCGCUGCCCUCAAGUCCGAGCGGUUCUGCAGGCCCGCAACCACAGGUCCCCCCAAGUGCUUCCGCACCGCAGGCAAUUCAGCCGUCUGAAAUGGAGCAAGGAUUUCUUCCGAAAGGCUGGGAACUCCGGCACGCACCAAAUGGGAGGCCUUUCUUUAUUGACCAUAACACCAAAACCACCACCUGGGAAGAUCCAAGACUGAAAAUUCCAGCUCACCUGAGAGGAAAGGCAUCGCUCGAUCUUUCCAAUGACCUGGGGCCUUUACCUCCAGGAUGGGAAGAAAGAACUCACACAGAUGGAAGAAUCUUCUACAUAAAUCACAAUAUAAAAAGAACACAAUGGGAAGAUCCUCGGUUGCAGAAUGCAGCAAUAACUGGACCAGCAGUGCCCUACUCCAGGGAUUAUAAAAGAAAGUAUGAGUUCUUCCGAAGAAAGUUGAAGAAGCAGAAUGACAUUCCAAACAAAUUCGAAAUGAAGCUUCGCCGUGCAACUGUUCUUGAGGAUUCCUACAGGAGAAUUAUGGGUGUCAAGAGAGCGGACUUCCUCAAGGCUCGACUGUGGAUUGAGUUUGAUGGUGAAAAAGGAUUAGAUUACGGAGGAGUCGCCAGAGAAUGGUUCUUCCUGAUCUCAAAGGAGAUGUUUAACCCUUAUUAUGGGUUGUUUGAAUAUUCUGCUACGGACAAUUAUACCCUACAGAUAAAUCCAAAUUCUGGAUUGUGUAAUGAAGAUCACCUCUCUUACUUCAAGUUUAUUGGCCGGGUAGCGGGAAUGGCAGUAUAUCAUGGCAAAUUGUUGGAUGGUUUUUUCAUCCGCCCAUUUUACAAGAUGAUGCUUCACAAACCAAUAACACUUCAUGAUAUGGAAUCAGUGGAUAGUGAAUAUUACAAUUCACUAAGAUGGAUUCUUGAAAACGAUCCAACAGAGCUGGACCUCAGGUUUGUCAUAGAUGAAGAGCUUUUUGGACAGACACAUCAGCAUGAGUUGAAAGUUGGUGGAUCAGAAAUAGUUGUCACCAAUAAGAACAAAAAGGAAUAUAUUUACCUUGUAAUACAGUGGCGAUUUGUGAAUCGAAUCCAGAAGCAAAUGGCUGCUUUUAAAGAGGGAUUUUUUGAACUAAUACCACAAGAUCUUAUCAAAAUUUUUGAUGAAAAUGAACUCGAGCUUCUUAUGUGUGGAUUGGGAGAUGUCGAUGUGAAUGACUGGAGAGAACACACCAAGUAUAAAAAUGGCUACAGCGUCAAUCACCAAGUCAUCCAGUGGUUUUGGAAGGCUGUUUUAAUGAUGGAUUCAGAAAAAAGAAUUAGGUUACUUCAGUUUGUCACUGGCACAUCUCGGGUACCUAUGAAUGGAUUUGCUGAACUGUAUGGCUCAAACGGACCACAAUCUUUUACAGUUGAGCAGUGGGGUACCCCUGAAAAGCUGCCAAGAGCCCACACAUGCUUUAAUCGCUUGGAUCUGCCACCCUAUGAAUCAUUUGAAGAAUUAUGGGACAAACUUCAGAUGGCAAUUGAGAACACUCAGGGCUUUGAUGGAGUCGAUUAGAUUACAAAUAACAAUCUGCAGUGUGUUGCUGCCACUUCUUUUUAUAAGUAAAUUCUUGACUUAAGAUUUUCCAGGGAACUACUAACACUUAGCCAUCGAUUCUUCCCAGAUAUUGGAGCAAAUCAUACAAAAGCAUUAGAAGCAGUAGUGCGACAACUUUACCAGUACUUCAUCCACUUUUAAAUAAUAUGUUGCAUUUACACAGUGUUUCCUUCUGUCGUUAGAGUUCACACUCCAGGACCUACGUCCUUCGUGCCUGAAAUAGUGAAUUGUGUCCUUAACAUUUACCUCUUUUCCGGUGUUUGCCAGGCAGUCCUUUCUUAAACUACUGAAAUUAUAACUGUGAAAUGUUUGUGAUAAGUGUCAUGUGUGAAGAGCUUAUGCUUUCUGAAAAGGAAAACUGAGAUUUGGAAAAGGACACUUUAAUAUCCAGUAAACAACACUAUAUUUAGCGCUGCCUGCAGCUGUUUAUUACUCGGUGGACCUGCCUAUGCACCUUACUGCCCGGAAUUUUGGAAAAACCUUGGAAAGUGUGUUAGCUAUAUUUUUAGUCAACUGACUCACUGGCAAAAAAAAUUGUUUACUUCUUCAUUUAAAAAGUUCUUGGUGUCUGUUAGUAUGUGGCUUUACUGAACAAACUGGUAUAUAAGACACGGGAAGCAAAUUCAGAUUUGCAAAGGGUGAAAAAUACUAACGCCGCCCUCUUGCCUGCACAUCCUCGAAUCCUCGUGGUUCGUUGCUGUAGUCUUCACUCUCUCAUGUUGUAGUUUAGUUAAAAGAAUUCCUUGUUUCAACAUUAAACUAAAGCACCACAAAGCAGUAUUUCUAAGUAUGCCUCAAAGAACUAAGUGAAAUAUAUAGUACUUGCCUUUACUAGUCAUUCUUUACACUUGCACAAUUAUGUAGUAACUAUAUGUUUACAGAGUUUAUUAUGUUUACACAUUAUGCUAAUUUCUGUAGUUGCCUUUUUAUAUUUUUAGUAUGUCACUUUAGUCAAAAAACCAAAAAAUAUGUUAAAAAAUAACCAAAGAAUAGUUAUAAUGCAUAAUUUGUAUUAAAUUUAUUACCAUAUUUCUUAUGCUUUUAAAAAAUACUGUUUACUAUGAAAAGGAUGAUAUUUUACUAUAAACCCAAAACUCUUUUAGCAAACUGUCACAAGAUAGCAUUUUACUUUAAUCAAAUAGAAGAACAUGAAAACCAUGUACAUGGGUUCAACAAACAUUUAUCGAGGGCCUGCCGGGCGCAGAGCUCUGCACUAGGCCCUGGGGCGAGAGUGGUCAGCUUCCCCAAACUGAGUUCAGUCCUCAGCCUCAGGGAACCGACAGGUGUGGCCAUGAGUUUUUAAACAAUGGAAGUAGGAGGGGCAAGUGGAAUGAAGCACAAGGGAAAGUGUUUCAGCAUACCCGUCAAAGAGCAUGCCCAGGCUGUGUUGAUAUGUUUCAUCUCUAUUUUGGAGGGAUUGUAUAGAAACUGCUCUUGUGGAAAGUUAAACCUAUUUCCCCAUAUGGUAUCCUGGGGAUUUAGGAAUAAUUGUAAAUAUUAUAUAAAUGUUAGGAAUCCUCCUACACAUGUGCAUAUAUACUCUGAGAACUAUAAACAGUGCUUCUGGCUGUUUCAGUCGGUGCAGUGUAAUACCGUGGGUCCCUGGCAGCACCGGCAGAGACCUCACACAUGACAGUAGCAAAACCACUUUGCAAACAGCUUGACUUAGGGGAGGUGACUCACAAAAGGACACACCUUGUGUUUUUAGUGCUUUUGUGCUAACCAGUGCUCGGGUGAGACCUCCAGGGGUAGCCCUAAUUUUAUCACUUCUCUGCUGUUGGAACUGAAGCGACUUAUUCAGCCUCUCUGGGCUCCACUUUUAUCAUCUGUCAAAUGAGAAUCAUCAUGCCCACUCUCACUGUUGCAUAAGAUUGUUGUUCCAGAGAGGUGUUUGGCAAACUAUCAUGCGAUCCGAACAUGCUUUGUGCUGACCAUCAGAUUUUGUCAAAUCAGAUGUGGACACUAACUGUACUCCUAAAGAGGAAUCUCUUUAUUUAAAAAUAACAUGCCUGCUGAUAGGCAAGGAAGUAGGAACAUCUCUGAUACUGAAUACACACACACAUGUUUAACUAGACACAUACAGAUGUUUAGCUAGACAUGGAUCUUGCCACCAGAAUCCAUUUUCUCCACAUCAGCAAAGUAAUUAACAUGGGCCAGUGCAUUUUGGAAUGUCCUCCUUAUGUAGAACUGAAUGUGAAAACUAUUUUUGUUAAAGCGGGAUUUUAUCACAUGACUGUUUAACUAUCACUUAUGUGAAAUACCAUAGCAGAUACCAGAGCUUGAGAAAAUGUAAAGCUUGCAUUUCAUCUGACUGAUAUUCAUUUGGAUGAUCCUGUGACUCAGAUAAACCAGGGUGUCGAUGAGACCAGGCUCACUCUCACCAGCCCCCAGCCACAGACCACCACGCCCUCCGUCUCCCCGAUGGGGGCCGGCCGUCUGGAAGGAACCUGCAUCAAGCAACACAGUCCCUCACCCCAGACAGAAAAGUAUCUCCAAUGCAUUCUAUGGCUGGAGAGUAAGUAGGGUCAUUUUCUUAAAGCAAGGAUGUCAUAUUUUUCUAGAAAGUAUAAGCACAUAUUUUUAGCCUAUAUUUUCUCUGCAAUCAAAUUUUAACAGACAUAAAAUUGUAUUACAAGUGCAUUUCAUCCUAACUCAAACUUAAAUGGUAUUUGUUUUCAUUUUUUAUUUGUAAUACUGGAAUUAUUCCAUGCAAUUUUCAAGUUUAACACAGUUUGUGCUGAUUCCAAGCCAUUUGUCCUUGUUUUUAAAAAUCUGACAUGGUAAAUAUAUUUCAA
Molecule: messenger RNA, 6820 nt
Organism: Artibeus jamaicensis (Jamaican fruit-eating bat)
Lineage: Eukaryota; Metazoa; Chordata; Mammalia; Chiroptera; Phyllostomidae
Gene: NEDD4
Product: NEDD4 E3 ubiquitin protein ligase
Exons: 25
Coding region: 24-3983 (1319 amino acids)
Biological process (GO): neuromuscular junction development; receptor catabolic process; receptor internalization
Molecular function (GO): ubiquitin protein ligase activity; sodium channel inhibitor activity; protein binding
Source: RefSeq, a predicted model, not a curated record